This is a messenger RNA of Pistacia vera, 1939 nucleotides long. RefSeq names its product putative pentatricopeptide repeat-containing protein At3g15200. Bases 4 to 1644 code for a protein of 546 amino acids. Lineage: Eukaryota; Viridiplantae; Streptophyta; Magnoliopsida; Sapindales; Anacardiaceae. The transcript has a single exon. Gene Ontology annotation, molecular function: protein binding. The record is from RefSeq and is a predicted model, not a curated record.
AAAAUGCGUAGUCCGCAAUUUCGACCGUCGAUAGCAUUUUCCCGGGAAAAUCUUCAACAGAAAUUCAAAUUCUACAUUCAAUUCACAAACAAACCCUCAAUAAAACAAAUCUCUUAUUACUCCAUCAUUUCACACGAAACCUUAAAUCCUUACCUUAACCCCAUUAACAACUUCCUAGGCAAAACCAGAACCGCUCUGUUUGUUCACUCCCUUGCUAAUACUGACAAUCACGCUAAGUUUCAACAAUACCCAGAUGGUGAAAUUGUGUCAAAAGUCCAAAACAUUCUCAAGAAUCAUGGAACUAGCUCAGAACAAGAGAUUGAGAAUGCUCUAGCUCAGUGUGAGCUUGAUCCGAGUGAUGAUUUGGUUAUAAAUGUACUCAAUCUAAACCGUUUUGAUUGGAAGCCGGUGUACUUAUUUUUCAAGUGGGUCUCUAGAAGAAGUGAUUAUUCACCUGGAUGUAAUGUUUACAAUGAGAUGCUUGAUAUUCUUGGGAGAACCGGGCGUUUUGAGGAAUUGAUCCAAGUGUUUGAUGAAAUGUCUCACGGAGAGGGACUUGUGAAUGAGAGUACAUAUGGAAUCCUGCUUCGCAGAUACGCCGCUGCACAUAAAGUAGAGGAAGCAAUUGGUAUCUUUAAUAAGAGGAAAGAAUUUGGGUUCAAUGAUGACCUGGUUGCUUUUCAGAGUCUUUUGAUGUGGUUGUGUAGAUAUAAGCAUGUGGAUGAUGCGGAGACGUUUUUCGAGUUGAAGAAGAAAGAGUUUGGUUUUGAUAUAAAGGCAAGGAAUAUUAUUCUCAAUGGAUGGUGUGUAUUGGGUAAUGUACAUGAGGCCAAAAGGUUUUGGAAGGAUAUUAUUGCGUCUAAAUGUGAGCCAGAUUUGUUUACUUAUGGAACUUUCAUAAAUGCGCUAACAAAGAAAGGGAAAUUGAAUCCGGCAAUGAGGUUGUUUCGAGAAAUGUGGGGGAAAGGGUGCAAACCAGAUGUGGUUAUUUGCAGUUGUGUCAUUGAUGCACUUUGUUUUAAGAGGAGGAUUCCUGAAGCUUUGGAAGUUUUCAGGGAGAUAAAUGAGCGAGGCUGUCUCCCAAAUGUCUCUACGUACAACUCACUUAUCAAGCAUCUAUGCAAGAUUCGGAGGAUGGACAAAGUAUACGAGCUUUUGGAUGAAAUGGAACUGAAGAAAGGAAGUUGUUUGCCUAAUGACAGAACUUAUAAUUACCUGCUCAAGUCCUUGAAGAAACCCGAAGAAGUUUCUGGGGUUUUGGAGAGGAUGGUGAGAAAUGGAUGCGAGAUGAGUAGUGACAUUUACAAUCUGAUUCUGAAGCUGUAUAUGAACUGGGAUUAUGAAGAAAAAGUAAGAUAUACUUGGGAUGAGAUGGAGAAGAAGGGGUUGGGACCUGACCGGCGAUCUUAUACUAUUAUGAUUCAUGGGCUCUAUGACAAGGGAAGGUUAGAGAAUUCUUUAUCUUAUUUUCAUGAGAUGACAUCGAAGGGAAUGGUACCUGAACCAAGAACUGAGAUAUUGGUGAAUGCCAUGAACAUCAAGUUGAAAAAGAAAGAAGCAGAACACGACAAAGUGGGUGAAGCAAAGGAUGAGAAACCAUUGAGACCUAUGCAUAAAAGAAAAAAGAAGGUAAAAACUAGAUAGUAUUUCUGCUUGAAGGUACUGUUACCUUCACUAACAAAACGAUUGAAGCAGCAUAAUUCAAAUAUUGCAUUCUCUGGACUUAUGAUUCGUAAGCAUUGUUCGAUGAAUAGAUGUCAUGUAAUGGCGUUGCCAAAUUCUUGGAACACUGUAAACUGAUUUUUGUACUUCAAGUGGAGAGAGUAUUUUCUUCACCUCUUGUUGCAAUCUAUUUUGGUCUUGAAAAAUACUAAUAAUUUUAGAAUUAUAAUUUCAUAGCAAUAAGACUUUCAGUAUUCAUUAUUCUCGCUCAAUUAUG